UUCAAAUCGCUUGAACCUGGCGUGUACGCGUGCUUCAACAGUGGCGGCUAACAGUUAUCUUAUCUCAAAGCUGAGCGAUGACAUUUUUUCUAUCAACUCAGUUCCAACAAGUAGAAAGUUGUCUAACGUGUUCAGUUGCCUUUUAUGAAUAACAUUGGUGGCUAAGACCUACAAAGUAAAAAAUUCAUUUUUCGAACAUUUUAUGAGUUUUUCAGAGUAGUGAAAAACAUUGUUAUUUGAUACCGUGUGAAACAUUCUAGUAAAAUGCUCUAAACUAGUUAUUGGAUUAGAAUUAAGUGUAGGCUAUUCAUUUAUUCAAACUUCUUCUUCGACAACAACACUGCAAAAUAUUUAUAAUAAAAAUGGUAGAAUACAAAGCUGUUUUGAAUUCUUCGCAAGUGAUUAUAGGAUGUGCAGUUGUAGCGGCUAUAGCGACUAAUUUAUACAUGUGGCUUCAGUAUAAGAAAAAAUCGAAGAUGCCGAAAAAAUGGAUUUCUGUGGGAAAGAUUUCCAACUUGAUAAUGUAUCCAUUGAAAUCUGCCGCCGGUGUACAAAUUACUUCAGCAGAAUGCACUGUAAGAGGAAUGAAAGACAAAUCUAGUGAUGAUAAUUCAGUAAUGCUGCAAGACAGGUCCUUUAUGGUUUACAAUGAGAAAACUGGGAACUUCUUGACUGCUAAAGGAGAUAAAAAACUUCUACAAAUCUGUGUGAAGAGCGGAAGCAAGAAUAGUAUAGUUCUCUCAUCACCUGAAACUGAAGAUGUUGAAGUCAAGAUGCCAUCAGAGAAUGGAAAAGUAUCUAAAUGUGUUAUGUAUGCUGAAGAGCAAGUGAAUGUAGUGGACUGCGGAGAUGAAGCCGCUGAUUGGCUGAGAAGAUAUUUCGGCAAAGAUGGUGAUUGGAGACUGGGCUACUAUGUGUCCGACCAAAUAGCCAAUAGGAAGCCCACUGACAGUAAUUGGACAAAAUAUACCGGUGUCUAUAAUAAACUCCGAAAAGAGGAUUUGGGUGCAUUCUCUGAUAUUGCCAGCUACAUGAUUCUUACAGAAGAAUCUCUGAAAGAGUUGAAUGAUCGUUUGGAACCAAACAAUCAGGUGACGUAUAAAAAUUUCAGACCAAAUAUAAUGGUAUCAACCUCUCAAACAGCAUUCGCCGAAGACAAUUGGGAUUGGAUUAAAAUCGGAGACAAUGUGAUUAUGCGGCAAGUGAAGCCAUGCACCAGAUGUGUUGUGAUAACAAUGAAUCCUUCUAAUGGUAUCUACAAUAAAGAGAGGGAACCAUUAAAAACCUUGGAAAGUUUCAGACAAGUUACUGAUCCAGAACAAAAGAAACUCGAAGGGAAAUCACCUGUCUUCGGGCAAUAUUUUGGAAUACACAAUUUGGGCUCAAUAUCUGUUGGAGAUACUGUGUACAUCGGCUCCAACUGAUAUAAAUAAUCACUUAUUUCCACCUCAUUCACUGAUAACAGCUCAAACCGAAGGUCAGAACUUCAAAAAAAGUUGUCAGCCGAAAGAAUAAGUACACUUUCCACUUAUCAGUACAUUUAUUGUAAUGUAUUAAAAUUGUUCAAAUGUAUCAAUUCUGUUUUUUCCUACAAAACUUUUUCUAUACACUAUGUUAGCAAUGUUGAAUUAUGUUUAAUAAUUAAUCAUUCCUCUGGAA
Messenger RNA from Nilaparvata lugens (brown planthopper), 1659 nucleotides. Its product is annotated as mitochondrial amidoxime-reducing component 1. Lineage: Eukaryota; Metazoa; Arthropoda; Insecta; Hemiptera; Delphacidae. The record is from RefSeq and is a predicted model, not a curated record. Gene Ontology annotation, molecular function: molybdenum ion binding; pyridoxal phosphate binding; catalytic activity. The transcript has 6 exons. The coding region runs from base 363 to 1424 and encodes 353 amino acids.